Styela clava is the source of this 1774-nucleotide messenger RNA. RefSeq lists its product as uncharacterized. Gene Ontology annotation, molecular function: GTP binding; GTPase activity. Lineage: Eukaryota; Metazoa; Chordata; Ascidiacea; Stolidobranchia; Styelidae. The record is from RefSeq and is a predicted model, not a curated record.
GGCAAACGGAUAAAUAUGGGGAAUACUAAUACUCAAACAGAAAUGUUCAAUGAUGACUCAGAAGUUACAGGCACAGAGUACUUUCAUGACUUCAAUCCUGACCCGAACGGCGAGGUUGUUCAGAUUUUGAAACAAGAUGAGGACAACAAGUUAGUGCUGGAUCAAAAUGCUUUGGUUGGAAUGCUGCGGCACCCAAGCAUUGGGAAUAGACCUGUUUCCAUCAUUACAAUUGCAGGCCCAUUCAGAACAGGAAAGUCAUUCAUGAUGAAUUUUUUUCUGAGAUAUCUUCGAAACAAAGGGUAUACAAAUGCCGACUGGAUGGGAUCUAAAGAUACUCCUCUCAAUGAUGGUUUUCAUUGGCGCGGCGGUGUCGAAAAAGUUACCACUGGAAUUUCGGUUUGGAGUCAACCUAUUAUUGUGAGGAGAGAAGGCGGACGGGAGAUAGCAGUUCUGUUGUGUGAUUCCCAAGGAACGUUUGGUAACCAGGCCGAUAAAGGAGACGAUAUGAAAGUUUUUACAAUGAGCCUAAUGAUGAGUUCUGUUCUGAUUUACAAUCUGAUGAGUAAAAUACAAACUGACAACUUGGAAUAUUUGAAGCUCUUCAUCAAUUAUACGAAGCGUUGCACGAAAAGCGCAGGAAAGCUAUCACAGAAAUUAUUCUUUCUUGUGAGAGACUGGGUAGCACCUUUUAGUUUCGAGUACGGUGAUGCCGAAGCGAAAAAGUAUCUGGCAACCGUGCUAGAAGGAGAUGAACUCGAUAAAACCUUCAAAGCAAUAUCAUGUUAUCUGAUGCCGGCACCAGGAAAAACAACUCAGGUUUUUCAUGACCGACAGUUUGAUGGAAAGCUAGGAGAUUUGGACAUUGAGUUCCGUGAUCAUCUUUCUCCAUUGGCUGCUUGUUUGUUGGAUCCUCAAAACCUUGUAGCGAAAGUUCAGUCCGGUGAAAUGUUAAUCAAUAUCAUUGUCAAAUCUUGGGAAAAUAUCAAAAAGUUUGAAACCCCAAAUGGAAUUGACGAAUUAUACCAGGAUCAUCAUUGCUUGGAGGAAAUUUUCAAAACUAUGAAGUCAUACCAACAAGACGAAGCAAAAAUUUUGGGUGACAAAUCUGUAAAUGCGAAAACGACAGAAAAGCAAUUGUCAAAAGCAAGAAACCGGGCUUUACUUCAAUUCGAAAAAAACUGUGCAGAUUGCAGCAACAAGAACAUAGUUAAUAAGGCAAAGAACAUUCUUCAUGAACAACUCAAAGGCGCGAGGACACAAUACCUGCUUCAAAAAGAACUUAUAGAACUUGACAAGAAGAAGAAAACGCAGUCAACAUUUCAGAAUAUCAAGGAAGAAUAUUUAUUCAGAAUGGAAAACCAAAAAGCACUCCUCGGACGGGACGAUGGAUCUGCGCAUCACGACGUUAAAAAAGAAAUGGAAGAAAAUUUUUUGCCAACCCCUGACAACGAAGAUUUUAAGUCAAUCAAGGCCGAUUUGGACUUUCUUUUCAAACGAAUGGACUAUGAUUGUUCCUUUAAACAGCUUCAACAUACUAUUGAAGUGAAUAAUGCAGUAAUAAAGGCCGCAAAGCAUUAUGAAGAAUAUUUAAGGAGAAAGUAGGCGCUAUCACAACGAAAACGAAUUGAAAAUUUUCCAUGACCAGUCAAUCGAAGAAUCUGAUAAAGUAUUGUACGCAGAACUGCCAGAAGCAACUAUUGAUCAAUCACAAAGACAACGGGACAAACUCAUACAAAUGAUAAAAACAUAUAUCAUUUACUACAAUACUAUGAAU